This is a messenger RNA of Nematolebias whitei (Rio pearlfish), 2725 nucleotides long. Its product is annotated as RING finger protein 145. The transcript is spliced from 12 exons. The coding region runs from base 209 to 2431 and encodes 740 amino acids. Gene Ontology annotation, cellular component: endoplasmic reticulum; endomembrane system. The record is from RefSeq and is a predicted model, not a curated record. Gene Ontology annotation, molecular function: zinc ion binding; ubiquitin protein ligase activity. NCBI's taxonomy places the organism in Eukaryota, Metazoa, Chordata, Actinopteri, Cyprinodontiformes, Rivulidae.
AUGGCUCGCGUCUUUUUGCUGUGAAGCACACCCAUCUGGAGGACCGUUAUCUCGGGCGGUGCCGAGUUAAAAUGGUCGAUACACAACCAAACAGGCACCCGGAAACUCUUUUUUAAAGUUGCGAACAUCCUCCCUAAAAAACAACCCGCUUUCAACAUCCCGUCUUAGUGGUCAGUUCUGCCUGCUGAUCAGAAGUUAACCUGAGGCCAUGGCACUGAAGGACCGAGUAGAGGCGGUGCUCAACGUGGGUCUGCGUGUUCCCAGCAUCAUGCUGCUUGACGUUUUGUACCGCUGGGAUGUAAGCUCUUUCUUCCAGAAAAUCCAGCGCUCCAGCCUUUCCAACAAUCCUCUGUUUCAGUACAAAUAUCUGGCACUCUACUUGCACUACGUAGGCUACAUCCUGAGUUUGGUGCUUCUGACUCUGCCUAGACAGCACCUGGUUAAGCUCUACUUGUAUGUUCUCACGGCCCUUCUGCUCUUUGCUGGUCAUCAAGUGUCAAGAGAUUAUGUUCGCAGUGAACUGGAUUCAGGCUUUGAAGGACCUGUCUACGUGGAGCCUCUCUCUAUGAACAGAUUUACCACUGCACUUAUAGGUCAGCUGGUGGUGUGUACGCUGUGCUCCUGUGUGAUGCAGACUAAAAGGAUUUGGCUUUUUUCUGCUCACUUUCUUCCCCUGGUGGCUAGGCUCUGUCUGGUCCCACUGGAGACCAUUGUCUUCAUCAAUAGGUUCUCCAUGAUCUUCACGGGCCUGGAGGUCAUUUACUUCCUGGCUACAAACUUACUCGUACCAUAUAACUUGGCCAAGACUGCCUACAGAGAGCUGGCUCAGGUGGUAGAAGUGUAUGGCCUGCUUGCUUUAGGCAUGUCUCUGUGGAACCAGCUGGUUCUUCCAGUUCUCUUCAUGUGUUUCUGGCUCGUGCUCUUUGCUCUGCAGAUCUACACCUACUUCAGCACCAGAGACCAGCCUACCUCAAGGGAGAGGCUUCUUUUCCUCUUUCUUACAAGUGUUGCAGAAUGUUGUAGUACUCCAUACUCCUUGCUGGGUCUGGUUUUCACCGUCUCCUUCAUUGCGCUGGGAGUUCUCACUCUGUGCAAGUUCUACCUGCAAGGUUACAGAGCCUUUAUGAAUGACAACACCAUGCACAGAGGGAUGACUGAAGGCAUCACCCUGCUUAUUCUUGCUGUGCAAACGGGUCUGAUAGAGCUGCAGGUCAUCCACCGAGCCUUCCUCCUUUCCAUCAUCCUCUUCAUCGUGGUUGCUUCCAUUCUGCAGUCCAUGCUGGAGAUUGCUGACCCGAUAGUCCUAGCACUGGGAGCGUCCAGAGACAAGAGCUUAUGGAAGCACUUUCGAGCGGUGUCUCUUUGCCUCUUUCUGCUGAUCUUUCCAGCCUACAUGUCUUACAUGAUCUGUCAGUUCUUCCACAUGGACUUCUGGCUUCUCAUCAUCAUCUCAUCAUCAAUCCUGACCUCGCUGCAGGUCCUCGGUACUCUCCUCAUCUACGUCCUCUUCAUGGUGGAGGAGUUUCGUAAAUCUCCAGUGGAGAACAUGGAUGAGGUCAUCUACUGUGUGAAUGGGACCUACAGACUGCUAGAGUUUCUGGUUGCGGUGUGCGUGGUUUGUUAUGGCAUAUCAGAAACUGUAUUUGGGGAGUGGAGCGUCAUGGGCAGCACCAUCAUUCUGGUCCAUUCAUACUAUAACGUCUGGCUCAGAGCCCAGCUGGGCUGGCAGAGCUUCCUGCUCAGGAGAGAUGCUGUCAACAAAAUCAAAAGCCUCCCAACUGCAAGUAACGCACAGCUGGAGCAGUACAAUGACAUCUGUGCCAUCUGUUUCCAGGACAUGAACAGUGCUGUGAUCACUCCGUGCAGUCAUUUCUUCCAUGCUGGCUGUUUGAAGAAAUGGCUGUAUGUCCAGGAAACUUGUCCACUUUGUCACGCGCAGCUCAAGAGCCAAUCACCAUCCACCAGUGUUUCUAACCAAGACGUCCCUGAAGCCAAUCAGAACCCUGCAGGACAGGAAGGCCCCUCAGCAGACAACAAGGACACGGGCGGGACUCUUACAGAUGAUGUGAAAGAGGAAGGGUUGGUGGUGCAACAGGAAGAUGACAUACCAGCUUCAACAGCGGGAGAAACCUCUUACUCCAGCACACACUCUGCCCCACUGCAACUUGUCAGGCCCCCAUCAUCAUCAUCCUCAUCUUGUUCCUCUUCUUCACUCGUGGCUGAUUCUCUAGAGAAUCGGUUGCAAACAGAUGGUCCCUCCUCACCUGCCUCUUCCAACCCUGGCACAUCUGAUACGCCGUCUCGCCACCACUCGCCCUCACAGGAACUGGCCCCUGCUGAGCCUGAGCCUGCCCCACAUCCAGACCCAGUGGACGUCCAGGAGUCCUCCACUGAUCCACCAUCACACUCUCACCAGCAAAGCUGCUUCUAAGGAACACUCGUGUCCGCACAGCCUCUGAGGUCCACAGCAACGUGUGCAACACAUAUGCAUGCUCUUACAAAGACUUCGUCUGAAUCUCUCUAUAUUCACCUGUCCAGCUUUUAGUUCUCCUCCUGUGUGAAGUCCUGCUCCUUCAUAGCUCGUCUGAGAGGAAACCAAACACAAAGAAGGUUACAGUUUCAACAAACGUUGGUACCUUUUUAGAUAACGGUCAUGAAGGAGUCCUCGAAAUGCGUCCCAUUGAUUCAUACUAGCAGUGAUAUUUAUCAUACAUUAGUUUUGUAU